AUGCAGCCAGCUAGGGUUACUAAAUUUGGAGCUUAUGUGUACGAGGAUGGUACGAAGUACAUAGGAGACUGGAACGAUCGAGGUCGAAAACAUGGCUUGGGUCACGUCCAAUUAAAAGAUAACACACGUUAUGAAGGAGGUUUCAGCAAUGGACUUUGCUCGGGUCUUGGAGUUCUCCAGUAUCCGGAUGGAGCGAGAUACGAAGGUGAAUUUAUGGAAGGAUGGUUUCAUGGUCACGGGAUGUUUUGGAGGGCUGAUGGCAUGAAGUACGAAGGACAAUUUCGAGGUGGUCGUAUUUGGGGAUUAGGUUUAGUAACAUUUAAGGACGGAUCCCACGGACUUCCGAGACACGAAGGAUAUUUCAAAGAUUGCAAAUUUCUACAAAAGAAGAAAUGUCCUGCGGUCGUUACAGAUGCACAACGAGCAGCAUUGAUGGCAAGAAUACAAACUGAACAAACAUAA
Macrosiphum euphorbiae (potato aphid) is the source of this 462-nucleotide messenger RNA. The record is from the annotation of a GenBank genome assembly. Lineage: Eukaryota; Metazoa; Arthropoda; Insecta; Hemiptera; Aphididae.